AUGGCUAAGUACAUGGAGAUCUUAGACGUUGGCAUUAGGAUCGUUGCAAGAUUUCACUCUCAUUGCCCUCAGACUGCUCGGCUGUACUACCACCCGCCCGUUGACAAUCACCAUGAGCAAGGUGGAGUUAGUAUCAAUUCUACUGGAGAGGCAACCAUCAACAAUAAUUGCAUCAUCCGAUCAGGUUCCUCUGCUAUGUUGAAGGGGGCAAAUAAUGUUGGUGUGGACUUUAGAGAGUUUGUUUUUCAUUGUUCUAUUUAA
Linum tenue is the source of this 261-nucleotide messenger RNA. Lineage: Eukaryota; Viridiplantae; Streptophyta; Magnoliopsida; Malpighiales; Linaceae. The record is from the annotation of a GenBank genome assembly.